AUGGCUCCUCUGAUAAUCGAAGGUGAAACUUUAGGACAAAUCCAUCAAAAGUACAACAAAAUAGUCAACGAGACAGAUGAAACCAAAGAAACUGAAAUUACCGAUUUAAACUUCGAAGAUUCCGAUAUCGAUAAUCUGUUUAAAAUCGAUAAAGCGAGCAAGAAUCGGAAUGUUGAUUUUAUUCUUAAAGUUCUGAAAUGCCAUGACAUGCUUUACGUCACUAGAGCCAUUAAGAAAAACACUUGGUUGGUCACCGAAGAACAAUAUGCUAAUAUCAUAAAUCCAGAUCAUUUGUUCAAUGUCCUCAAACAACAGAUGACAAUGAAAGCCUUCAACAAACUUGUAUUACAUAUAAGACUAAACCUCAAAGACGAAAAGCGUGUAGAAGAAUUUUAUAACUAUUACAAAGACAGCGACCUGAAAACAGCAAUGAAAUGGCUGCCUCAUUGUUCUAACUCAUUCAUAGAAAAGGUUUUAGAAAAGCACGCAAACGAUUGCGAAAUAAGUAAUGAUUUGAUUAAAAGACUCUGCGAAAAAUCCAUGUCCUUCCUGGAAAUCUACUGUCGCCACAAUAAACAGUAUUACAAGAGAGAAGCGUUGUUCCAAGCCAUGUUCAUCAUGAAAACCGAUGUCGAUAAAUAUCUGGACAUCAUCGAAGCUAUGCACGCUAAUGACAUGCCUUACUUCAAGGCCAAAUAUACAAAGAUUUUAAUGACAAAAUGUCGAGAGCGUGUCAUGAAAAAUUUGGAAAGAUACUCGAAUUGCAUCGAUUUAGCUACAUUUGCCAAAUGUUUAUCACAAGAGGAGGCACAAGAUUUCAUAUUGAAAAAUGUCAACAACAAAAUACUCUGCGGCUCCUGGGGAGGGAAUGAUAAAGUGAAAUACUUUUUAAGCAGACUGCCAACUGAGAAUAGAUUCGAAUACAUCAAAAAGAUGUUCAUUGACAAGCAAUACAAGAAGGAAGUUUGCGACGAUUUCGUCCCAUACCGAUGCGAUCAAAUGAAUUGUCCUAUUAUGCCUAAUUCAGGUACCUCACAAAAUAUAUACUCCUGGUAUGAAUUUGCUCCCUUCAGUACUGCCUUCACGGAUCUAAAGAAAUUAAUCCGAACGGAAUCGAAUCCGAGUGAGCGGAUCGCGAUCCUGUCAGUGAUACUGACUACAGCUGGUCGUAAUAUGCAAAACAUACACUCACUAUUGAAAUACUACAGAGAGAAUCACAUCAACGAGCCGUUUAAAUUUAAAUUACAGUUUAUAAACACGGUGCUUCGCAAAACGAAUGCUUACAAGUUCGACAAGAAAACUUGGCAUUACUUGAAGGACAUUUUCACCAGCAUGGAGGUUUUCAGUGAAACAGAUAAACAUGUCCAAUCAUGCGUUAUAACGGUGCUGUUGCAUUGUAUUAUCAAUGAUGAAGAAGUACCUAAAGUUAUAGAAGAUAAAUUUGAAUUCGAAACAUUGAGCAAUUACAAAAAUAAUCUUACGAAAGAAGAGAACAUUAAAGUAUUCAACUAUCUGUUCAAUUAUAUGAAUUCUAAGAUACAAAAUAAAGAAAUAAAAACUGAAAAACAAUUCCUUGAAACUUUUGGCAACGUCGAGUAUAUUAUGAAUUUGCUUAAUGAUUGGGAUAAACAUCUGAAAGAUUAUCCGUUGAUACUCGAAAAGAUUAAAGAACUGAUUGAUGUAAGACAAAAGAACACGGAAUGGAAUAUAGACAUUUCAAGUCUCUACCAAAUACAAAAAUCAUGGAAAAAACUUCUUUUCAAAGAAUCGCUGUUACUCUGUCCACAACAAGCAACUGUGGUUAAUACUUUAAAGCAUGACUCCAAGUUGGUGGAAGAGCAUAGAGUUAAAAUCAAUGAACUAUUAAAAGACAAUACAAAUUUGGAUCCGUUUUUCAAAAAGCUUCGUAUUUAUUGGCCGCAUUCCUUAGCGAAAUCAUUCAAGGAAAUGCUUAUGAAUAACCUCAAACAAAAUUAUAACCAUAAACCGUUUAUGACGGGUCUAUUUACUUUAUUGCCACAAAAAGAGGUAACGGAAAUUAUAAAGGAAUAUGUUCCUUCGGAAUCGAAAAUUGAUUGGAGCCAACAUGACGAGGUGCAGCUAAAUAUUCGCAAGUUUCUAGGAAUGUGCCUACACAUUGCAAGACCCCAACCAUCCCUAGAAAUGGCGUUGCUGUACGCUAAAGGGGAUUACUUACAAUACGCGUUGCCAUCCUUAAACGCUAUACUUUACAACAUGAGUAGUGCUGAUGUAGAGAAGAAUCUAGUUAAACUAGUCAACGCUCCGGUAUCCUUACAAAAACACGGUAUCCGAACAGCAAUUCUGAAGCUCAAACACGACGACCUUAAGCAAAUUUUAUCUGAUAUUUGGAAAUCAAAUAAAAAUAGCAGUAUUAGAGCUGACAUAUUUGUGCAGAACUUUAAUAUGCUCUGUAAAGAAAGGAACGAGGACACUAUAAAGAAAAAAUGGGAAUUACUUAAGAUGUUCAUAGAGAACUUAACAGCGGAGGAGGACAAAAAAAUAUAUACUUGUCUGAGUAAAUUUGAAGACGUUCCUAUGUGUAUAAGAGGUGAUUUCUGGAUGAAAGGUUAUGCAUUCCUGAGUUCUUUACCCGUAAAGGCGAACUGCGAAAGUUUAGUCGACCACAUGAUAUACAGCAUGACUGACAUUAUGGUACAGCUAGAUGAUGAUUUCGUUGCGAGCAUCUUCAUGAAUUCCUUUGAAAAAAUGUUUAGUAAACAGUACUAUCCUCAUGCACAAUUCGUCGCCAGCUUCCUUCUAUCUACAAAAACCGAAGAGGCACAGAUGUCUAGAUAUAAAAAACUCCUGUUACCAAUGCUGGAACGUUCAAUUACCGAGUGGGAUAAACAACACGCUAAGGUUUACCACGUACGAAAUAAUACAUACGAAAUCAUCAAAUAUCUGUCCGAUAACUUUGAUAUAGUAUUGAAAAAUGACCUAGUCUUUCCUACUAAGACGUUCGACGAAAUCUUAAAGUUUCUACAAAAGAAUUUAACAGAGACGGAAAAUUACAUUUUGAUAACCGUCCAAAAGAUGGCUUUAAGAUUCGUAAGUAUUUUAGAAGAAGUUGUUAAGGAAGAAAAGAAAAAAGGUUCCAUAACGUCCAUAGCGUCUAGUGACUAUGAUGAUCUGUUUAAAGAACUACGUAAAAAUGUUGUGCACAAGUUCAGUGACCUCUGUCUACAACACCUUAAGGAGGACAUAACUAAAUAUUUUCCAUCAAUUUAUCUUCUUUUCUUAAAAGCUCUUAAUCGAAUAUUAAGAUACUACAAAUAUAGUGAAAUGGAAAAAUUAGAAACCUUAAAAGAUUUUCUUUCUGACAAGGAAUUCGUUGAAGGCCAUAUAGUCGUCCUGCAAUCUCUACCAGAUUAUUUGAAUGAUGACGAACAAGCAUUUAAAGAGACAAUUCUUCAAACCAUUAAAGAUAAUCCCAAUAAGGAAAUACAAAUGCACUACUGGCUUCAUACAAAUUAG
Molecule: messenger RNA, 3495 nt
Organism: Danaus chrysippus (African queen)
Lineage: Eukaryota; Metazoa; Arthropoda; Insecta; Lepidoptera; Nymphalidae
Source: the annotation of a GenBank genome assembly